AUGAGGUCUUCGGCUGUGGCUUUGAGAUCUUCGGCAGGACCAAGCUCUCCCUCUCCAAAGAUAUGUGCAGUGCCCUUUCGUUUAACUCCUGAAUCUGCCUUCAAUCGUAUGCUCAUUGCCGGUCUCUUAGCUGCCCCUUCACCGUCGAACCUUGCUCGGGCGGCCCUCAUACGGUUCUUGGGCUCUUUCGGGGCUACCAUCGCCCAUGAGUUUGGUCUCGACGAGGAUUUCAAGAUGAAGGAUAUGAAGGCUGUUUUGUAUCCCAUAUGGCGAGUGGACUGCAUGCUGGAGGGACCCGUCGAGAUAUUGGAGAAGAGAAAGCAAACUUCAGCUUGGAUAGGAAUAUCUGAGGGUUAUGUCCCAGGAAACCCAUUUGCACCAUUAUCAUAUUUAUCUUUCGCCAUACCUCCUCUACCCGCUGAAUUAUCAGAGUACAAUCCAGAAGAAGAUCUCAAACAAUUAGGAGAGGGUAACGAGGUUGUAGAGGUUCCCUUUACGGUCUCACCUCUGGGGUUGUUGAAGCGGCUUCGGCAGGUUGUGGGUCGUACGACGUGGGAAGGAUUUCGAAUAGAUCAAUCCAAGUGGAAAGAUACUCUGUUUGCAGCAUAUCCUAUCAUGUUUCCUCUCUUCAUAGGACAGUUCGAACACAAAUGGAAAGAUGAUGUUCGAACGUAUAGCGUAAUCAUGGAUGCUCAUGACCCAAAUCCGAAAUCAUGUCGCACUUCAUUCCCUCCACCUCCAGAAUUGAUCGACCGUGGACGUUUCAAUACAAAUUAUUUCGUUAAUCCUGCUCCAUUGCUGCCUUCCACCCACCUCAUGGUCGCUUCUCCACUUACGAGACCCCCUACAUCUGAUCCUCCUAUAUCCAAAGCCGUCGCAGAUAAGUUUAUGGAAUGGAUGUCUCCCGCUCCCGAAUCGGCAACUAGUAUCAAACCGUCGCCGAUGUUAUGGGUUCAGGAGGAAGAAGGUGGAGUGGACUGGGAGGAUCCGAGGAUACAAAGCUGGGCGGCAGAAGAGAGACAGGAGAAUUUCAAAUAUAUCAAUAAUAAUAUAGAACUUCAGAAUGGUCUCGCGGCGCUGACGGGUUUGAAGGAGUUUACUUCAAACUUACCAAAGGGAAGUGAUCCAGAAGGCAUGGUGGUUUUCUUCUCGCCCGGUUUACCAAGUGCGACUUCAAAACCGAUGAGUGAGAUUCGAAAGAAAUUGGAAGAGGAUGUGAAUGCAAAGAAAAAGGAAUUGGAGGGGAGUAAACCGGGUUGGCUCAAGAAGUGGGAGAAGAGUCAAAAACCCAUUGGUGCCAAGAGAUGA
Messenger RNA from Tremella mesenterica DSM 1558, 1308 nucleotides. RefSeq lists its product as uncharacterized. The record is from RefSeq and is a predicted model, not a curated record. NCBI's taxonomy places the organism in Eukaryota, Fungi, Basidiomycota, Tremellomycetes, Tremellales, Tremellaceae. Bases 1 to 1308 code for a protein of 435 amino acids. The transcript has 8 exons.